AUGGGGCCGUCUUCAUUCCUAGCAACUCGUACCCUCUUGCAACUGGCCGAUGAUAAAGGAAAAGCAUACCCGCUGGGAGAACCAGCACUCCGAAAAGGAUUUUACGUCGACGAUUUCAUCGGCGGAGCUCAUUACGCAAAAGAAGCAAUCCAGCUGAGGACCGAAUUGGGAGAAUUGAUGGCAAAAGGCGGAUUCUGUUUACGAAAAUGGACCUCGAACAAGCUAGAAGUGCUACAAGGACUAGAAGCUGACCAGAUCGGGACUCAGUCUACAAUCAAGUUCGUUAAGGAGGAAACGAUUAAGGCCUUGGGGAUAAGCUGGGAGCCCGAAGCCGAUGUGUUCCGUUUUGAGGCAACGUUACGACCAACGCACGGACCUAUCACGAAGAGGGUCAUCGGAAUUUCGGAAAUUCGGAAUUUCGCAGCUGUUUGA
Molecule: messenger RNA, 432 nt
Organism: Armigeres subalbatus
Lineage: Eukaryota; Metazoa; Arthropoda; Insecta; Diptera; Culicidae
Exons: 1
Coding region: 1-432 (143 amino acids)
Source: RefSeq, a predicted model, not a curated record